This is a messenger RNA of Haliaeetus leucocephalus (bald eagle), 3264 nucleotides long. RefSeq names its product tetratricopeptide repeat domain 7B (gene TTC7B). The transcript is spliced from 20 exons. Gene Ontology annotation, molecular function: protein binding. Gene Ontology annotation, biological process: protein localization to plasma membrane; phosphatidylinositol phosphate biosynthetic process. The record is from RefSeq and is a predicted model, not a curated record. The coding region runs from base 83 to 2488 and encodes 801 amino acids. NCBI's taxonomy places the organism in Eukaryota, Metazoa, Chordata, Aves, Accipitriformes, Accipitridae. Gene Ontology annotation, cellular component: plasma membrane.
CUGCAGGUUGAUCAGCCUAACCUCAGGCCCUGGGAAGAUCAGGAAUCGUCCUGGAAACUGGUUGGAAGGAUAAGGAGAUGACAUGGCAGAACUUCUUCUUGGGGAGUCCAAAUUAGAGCAAUUUUUGAAGGAAAAUGCUCUUAAACAGACUAGUAGUCCACGGGGCCCCCGGCCAAAACUGACCGAGGUCAGGAAACAUCUCACGGCAGCGCUUGAUAGGGGAAACCUAAAGCCAGAAUUCCUACAAGAAGCUAACCUGAUUAUGGCCAAGUUAAACUACGUGGAAGGUGAUUACAAAGAAGCUCUGAACACAUAUGCCAGAGUUGGAGUUGAUGACUUGCAGCUAGCUGCAGUGCCACCAUAUAGGCUACGGAUGAUUGCUGAAGCAUAUUCUACUAAAGGUCUCUGUCUUGAGAAGUUGCCAAUUUCUUCUUCAGCUAGCAACCUCCAUGUGGACCGUGAACAAGAAAUUGUUACGUGCUACGAGAAGGCUGGGGAUAUUGCUCUCCUGUACCUUCAGGAGAUAGAAAGGGUAAUUAAUGCCAAUUUACAAAACAGAAGCCCUAAACCAGGGCCCACUGCACAUGAACAAGAACUUGGUUUUUUCCUGGAAACAGGGCUUCAAAGAGCACAUGUUUUAUAUUUCAAGAAUGGGAACUUGACGAGAGGAGUUGGUAGAUUUAGAGAGUUACUAAGAGCUGUUGAAACAAGAACUACGCAAAAUCUGCGAAUGACGAUAGCAAGACAACUGGCUGAAAUUUUGUUACGAGGCAUGUGUGAACAGAGUUAUUGGAAUCCACUGGAAGAUCCUCCUCACCAAUCACCCCUAGAUGAUCCACUUCGAAAAGGUUCAAAUACUAAGAAUUACGCGCUCAGUAGAAGACCGCGGGUAUACACUGGAGAAAACAUCUUUUGUCCUCAAGAAAAUACAGAAGAAGCCUUACUGUUGCUGCUUAUUAGUGAAUCUAUGGCUAACCGUGAUGCUGUACUGAGCAGAAUACCAGAACACAAAAAUGAUCGUAUCAUCAGUUUGCAAAGUGCAUCUGUAGUCUACGAUUUACUUACUAUAGCCUUGGGAAGAAGAGGCCAAUAUGAAAUGCUCUCAGAGUGUUUAGAAAGAGCCAUGAAGUUUGCAUUUGAAGAGUUCCAUCUCUGGUAUCAAUUUGCAUUGUCCUUGAUGGCAGCAGGAAAAUCUGCUCGAGCUGUUAAAGUCUUGAAGGAAUGUAUACGUUUGAAACCAGAUGAUGCAACUAUUCCACUCCUUGCUGCAAAGCUCUGUAUGGGAUCUCUCCACUGGUUGGAAGAAGCUGAAAGAUUUGCCAAAACAGUUGUUGAUCUUGGGGACAAAACAUCAGAGUUCAAAGCAAAAGGCUACUUGGCACUGGGGUUGACUUACAGUCUGCAGGCUACUGAUGCAUCUUUGCGAGGGAUGCAAGAGGUCUUGCAGAGAAAGGCUCUUCUUGCAUUUCAGAGGGCUCACAGUUUGUCUCCAACAGAUCAUCUGGCAGCAUUUUACUUGGCACUGCAGCUUGCCAUAUCCAGACAGAUACCAGAAGCUUUGGGUUAUGUUCGUCAGGCUCUGCAACUACAAGGAGAUGAUGCCAACUCUCUUCAUCUCCUUGCACUCUUGCUAUCAGCCCAGAAACACUAUCAUGAUGCUUUGAAUAUCAUUGACAUGGCCUUGAGUGAAUAUCCAGAAAAUUUUAUAUUACUGUUUACAAAAGUCAAAUUGGAGUCCCUGUGCAGAGGCCCAGAUGAAGCACUCCUUACCUGUAAACACAUGCUCCAGAUUUGGAAAUCCUGCUACAAUCUCACUAACCCAAGUGAUUCCGGACGUGGGAGCAGCCUGUUAGACAGAGCUAUUGCUGAUAGACGACAGCUUAAUACAAUUACAUUACCAGAUUUCAGUGAUCCUGAAACAGGUUCAGUCCAUGCCACAUCAAUAGCAGCUUCCAGAGUGGAGCAAGCGCUGUCUGAGGUUGCUUCAUCUCUGCAAAGCAGUGCCCCUAAACAAGGUCCCUUGCAUCCUUGGAUGACUCUGGCUCAAAUAUGGCUUCAUGCAGCUGAAGUCUACAUAGGAAUUGGGAAGCCUGCUGAGGCCACAGCAUGUACCCAGGAAGCAGCUAAUCUCUUUCCCAUGUCACACUAUGUUCUCUACAUGAGAGGUCAGGUGGCUGAACUUCGUGGAAAUAUGGAUGAAGCCAAACGCUGGUAUGAAGAGGCCUUAUCUAUUAGUCCUACCCACGUGAAAAGCAUGCAGAGGCUGGCUCUGAUACUUCACCAGCUUGGGCGCUAUAGCUUGGCAGAGAAGAUUCUCAGAGAUGCCGUCCAGGUGAACUCCACGGCCCAUGAGGUCUGGAACGGCCUGGGAGAGGUGCUGCAGGCUCAAGGCAAUGAUGAUGCGGCAACCGAAUGCUUCCUGACAGCACUGGAGCUUGAAGCUAGCAGUCCCGUGGUCCCUUUUACCAUCAUUCCCAGAGUCCUUUGAGAGGGCAUCUUGAUCAACCAAUUUUGGUCUGAAUUCUGGGUGGGGAAACCCAGCAUAUCAGGCUGCCUGGUGACUGGUUAGUUUGAAAAACUUGAGCUACAGGUAACAAAUUCCAGUCUUUUGCAGGAAAGUGGCCAAAACAGUGACGUGAUGCAAUAUAUUAAUGUUAGACUGGGAGGACAAAAUGGCUAGCCAGAACCAAAUCACUCAUAUCGCCUACAUUUUUGCCCUGGUAGUUUUAAAACAUCGUUAUAAUUGUUCAUGGAUGAUGUGCCAUAUUUUGUUAGUGAUACUUGAGUGUUACAUAAAAUUAUAAUGGAAUCAACUACCAAUUGUAGAAUAAGUUAAAAUUCAGUGGCAGAGCAGACUAUUUUUAACAAGGCUGUUAAUAAAACUGUUCUCUUCCUGCCUCUCAACCUCUUUUGGCCCAAAGUCAAAAUGUGAAUUUUCUGUUUCCAUCUCUAUUUUAGUCCAGGCCAGAAAAUCAGUUGAGUUCUUGUUUAGUUGUUAAUAACUGUGAUGUGUGGCUAACUGUUAUCUCUAUUUAGAGCAAAGGCUGAGUACAAGAAUAUUUAUAUUUUACCAAUGUAUGCCUGUUACAAAAAAUAUAUUAGUUAUUUAAGUUUAACUUUUUUAUGUGAAUUCAGAGUUUAUUUAUCAAUGGAAAUAUGUAAAAAGAAGCCUCAAAUGGAAUAUUUACCGACAUUCCUUAUACAUGACCCACACUUGGCUAAAUGGGAAGAUUAUGUUAAUAAUAAAAUGAUUUUUAAAUGGAA